UGUGACAUCAAAACCACAGAAGAAUUUUACCAAUUCAAAACACACCGUUGUAUUUCCCGAUGUUAGGGAUCUUGAUAUAUGGAAAUAUUAAACAUAUAAUAUCAUCCGGUUUGCCGUAUCUGGUCGAUUUGUGUUCUUCAUAGAGGUUAUAAUGCUGUUGGCCCAGAUAAAUCAGUCAGCAGAUUUCCAGCAUGAGGGUGAUGCUCAGGAGGUCACGCUCUGCUUAACUGAGGCUGUGGGGAUUGCAGAUGGUGAUCAGAGCAUGGACACAGUCAGUUUGCAGGCUGUGACUUUAUCAGAUGGCUCCACUGCAUAUAUACCUCACAACCCUCAAGAAGGCAAUCUAGUUGAAGGACAGGUGAUCCAGUUAGAAGAUGGAUCCUCUGCUUACGUGCAACACAUUGCUGUUCCAAAAGCAGAUGAGCCAAAUAACUGGACGGCCUCGUCUGUAUGUGAUGUUGUUGGUAACGAAAGCUUGCGACUGGAAGAUGCUCAGACUGUCCAGUUGGAAGAUGGAACGACUGCUUACAUCCACCACACCACAAAAGAUACAUAUGAACCCAGUACCCUGCAGGCGGUCCAGUUAGAGGACGGGUCUACCGCUUACAUCCAUCAUGCUGUUCAGGUGUCUCAGCCUAACACCAUUCUGGCCAUCCAGACAAAUGGCACAGUAGCAGAUUUGCAGACAGAUACAUCCAUUGACCAAGAAACAAUCAAUGCAUUGGAGCAAUACACAACCAAGAUUGAGGAAAUGGACUCGUACACAAACUCUGAGCUGAUCACCAAUGAUCCUCACGGGGUUGUGGAGAUGCAGAUCGUACUUCAGGGUCAAGAAAUCCGGCGUAGUGUGCCUGGGGAGAAAUGUUUUCGGUGUAAUUAUGAAGGAUGUGGAAAGCUUUACACCACUGCAAAUCAUCUUAAGGUACAUGAAAGAGCGCAUACAGGUGACAAGCCGUACUGUUGUGACAUACCUGGCUGUGGAAAAAAGUUUGCAACAGGUUACGGUUUGAAAAGUCACAUCAGGACACACACUGGAGAAAAACCUUACCGCUGUCAGGAGUUGGACUGUAAAAAAUCUUUCAAGACCUCAGGGGACCUUCAAAAGCACACCAGAAUUCACACAGGAGAGAAGCCAUUUUUAUGUCCUUUCCCGGGCUGUGGACGAUCCUUCACUACCUCAAACAUCUGUAAGGUCCAUGUUCGCACACACACAGGAGAGAAACCGUAUCACUGCCCAGAACCAGGCUGUAAUCGGGCCUUUGCCAGCGCAACAAAUUACAAGAACCACAUACGGAUCCAUACAGGAGAGAGGCCGUAUGUUUGCACAGUUCCUGGAUGUGACAAGCGAUUCACCGAGUACUCGAGUCUAUACAAACAUAAUGUAGUGCACACUCCCUGUAAACCCUACAAGUGCAACCACUGUGGAAAGACGUACAAGCAGAUUUCCACACUAGUCAUGCACAAACGUACAGCACACAAUGACUCUGAGCCUAUAGAAGAGGAGUCGGAGGGCUAUUUUGAACCCCCUUCAGAGGCUAUAGAUGACCCCUCCAUGAGUGUUAGCCCUGUGAAGUGUGAAGACACUUGUCCUGAAAUGGCUUCUGAAGUCUCUGAUGUCACGGAACAACAGCAUGUAACUUUUAUCACACAAGAUGGAGCAUCACAGGCUAUUGGAAAUACAAUCACAAUGGUAACACAAGAUGGCAGUAUGAUCACCUUCCCACCCACUGAGUCUUUGCUGUCUUCAGGAGAGGCUCAUUCAGUGACUAUGGUCUCAGAGGACGGGACUGAAGGACAGAUGACUAUUAUGAUGCCAGAUUUAACAUCUUGCAGGAACAUACAGGAUGGGUUAUCAGCACACCCAAUUACACUUCUGGCUACUUCUAACGGCACACAGAUUGCUGUUCAGCUCAACGAACAGACUUCACUGGAAGAGGCUCUGAGGAUAGCAUCGUCAUUACAGGGAGGAGAAACUGCAGGACUGGCCAAUUAACUACCUUCACCGUCAGUAUUCAGUGUAACUAGUGAUUCCAAUGAUGAACAAAUGAUGAACUUUUGUAAUCACCCUUUCACCACAAUUGUACAGAGGUUACACUGUGCACUAUGAAAACAUUUUUAACAGAUUUUGUUCACAAUGAUAUAGAUAUCUAAAAGGUGGAAACCUGUUUGCAUUUUUUAAAUAAAAAGAGAUGAAGGGGAUGUU
Rhinichthys klamathensis goyatoka is the source of this 2203-nucleotide messenger RNA. RefSeq names its product zinc finger protein 143a (gene znf143a). Lineage: Eukaryota; Metazoa; Chordata; Actinopteri; Cypriniformes; Leuciscidae. The record is from RefSeq and is a predicted model, not a curated record. Gene Ontology annotation, biological process: central nervous system development; regulation of transcription by RNA polymerase II. Gene Ontology annotation, molecular function: RNA polymerase II cis-regulatory region sequence-specific DNA binding; DNA-binding transcription factor activity, RNA polymerase II-specific. Bases 152 to 1993 code for a protein of 613 amino acids. Gene Ontology annotation, cellular component: nucleus. The transcript has 16 exons.